Chrysochloris asiatica (Cape golden mole) is the source of this 878-nucleotide messenger RNA. It is a transcript of the gene SGCG, whose product is annotated as sarcoglycan, gamma (35kDa dystrophin-associated glycoprotein). The transcript is spliced from 7 exons. Gene Ontology annotation, biological process: cardiac muscle tissue development; heart contraction. Bases 3 to 878 code for a protein of 291 amino acids. The record is from RefSeq and is a predicted model, not a curated record. Gene Ontology annotation, cellular component: sarcolemma; sarcoglycan complex. Lineage: Eukaryota; Metazoa; Chordata; Mammalia; Afrosoricida; Chrysochloridae.
AGAUGGUACGUGAGCAAUACACUACAGCCACAGAAGGCACGCACAUAGAGAGGCCAGAGGAUCAGUGUGUCUACAAAAUUGGCAUUUAUGGCUGGAGGAAGCGUUGCCUCUACUUAUUUGUACUUCUUUUACUCAUCAUCCUAGUUGUGAAUUUGGCUCUUACAGUUUGGAUUCUUAAAGUGAUGUGGUUUUCCCCAACAGGAAUGGGUCAUUUGCGUGUAACCAAAGAUGGACUUCGUCUGGAAGGGGAAUCAGAAUUUUUAUUUCCAUUAUAUGCCAAAGAAAUACAUUCCCGGGUGGAUUCCUCGCUGCUUCUGCAAUCAGCUCAUAAUGUGACCGUGAACGCCCGCAACUCUGAUGGAGAAGUCACAGGCAGAUUAAAAGUGGGUCCCAAAAUGGUGGAAGUUCAGAGCCAGCAGUUCCAGAUCAACUCCAAGGAUGGCAAGCCACUGUUUACGGUUGAUGAAAAGGAAGUUGUUGUUGGUACAGAUAAACUCCGAGUAACUGGUCCUGAAGGGGCUCUUUUUGAGCAUUCAGUGGAGACCCCACUUGUCCAAGCUGACCCAUUUCAAGAGCUUAGGUUAGAAUCCCCUACCAGGAGUCUAAGCAUGGAUGCCCCCAGGGGUGUGCACAUUAAAGCACGAGCUGGGAAGAUUGAGGCCCUUUCUCAAAUGGAUAUCAAGUUACACAGUAGUGAUGGGAUGCUUGUGCUGGAUGCUGGCACUGUGUGUCUGCCCAAGUUGGUUCAGGGGACCAGCGGUCCCUCUGGCAGCUCACAGAGACUCUAUGAAAUCUGUGUUUGUCCGGAUGGGAAACUGUACCUGUCUGUGGCUGGUGUGGGUACCACAUGCCAGGAGAGCAGCCACGUCUGUUUGUAG